CGAGCCAAGAUAAUGAACGAACCUCUUGAAUAAAUGGCGUUUAUCAAAAGGGAAUUAAUCCAGCGUAUGCUGUUUUUAUCUUUAUUUCUGCCUUUGACAGGUGUUUUGUGUUUUAGUGAGCUGUCAUUUGUGACGGAGCCCUGUGACGUGGCGGCCGUGCAGAACGCACGUGUUGUUCUGGACUGCCAGGCCCAAGGAGAGCCUCCCAUCGACAUCAGGUGGCUGAGGAACCGUGUGCUAGUUCGGGAGAGUGAGCAGGUCCGGCUCCUGGCCAACGGGUCGCUGCUCAUCUCCAGGGUGGAGGGACGGAGACGAGGACUCUCAGACGAAGGCUUCUACCACUGCCUGGCCAGGAACAAAUAUGGAGCCAUCCUCAGCCAAAGAGCACAACUCACAAUCGCAAGUGUCCCCUCCUUCGUGACGCAGCCUGCUCCCGUGACAGUGAGGGAGGGAGCAGUGGCCAGACUCACCUGUGAUGUCAUCAGCAGCCCCCCCGCCACCGUCACCUGGAAGCUCAACCAAAGAAUGCUACCGGCCGAGCCGGACAGAAUCACCGUCCUGCCUAACGGAGCACUUCAGAUCAGUGACGUGAGACCAGAGGAUGCUGGGAAUUACCGUUGCCUGGCGACCAAUAUCGCCGGCUGGCUUCUAAGUGAUGAGGCCACCCUUUCCGUCCGCUCAGGUCCAAGCCCCAGAGCUGUGGUUGGGCCUGAGAUCGUUGUGGCUCCACAGAACAUCUCAGCUCCACAGCACCGCACCGCUGUCCUGGAGUGUGUCGCCUACGGCAACCCUCGGCCCCUGGUGUCAUGGAGCAGGGCGGACUCCACGCCCAUUGAUGUGUUCAACGCCCGCGUGCACGGCAACGGUAACCUGGUGAUCUCUGAUGUGCAGCCUCGCCACAGUGGCGUCUACCUAUGCAGAGCCACCACCCCCCGAACGCGCAACUUCACCUCUGCCGCCGCCAACCUCACCGUGCUCAUGCCCCCCUCCCUGGUGGAGCGCCCAGAGAGCCAGACCCACCCCCGUGCUGGCACUGCCCGCUUCACCUGCCGCGCGGAGGGGGUGCCCCACCCACGCAUCACCUGGCUCAAGAACGGCCAGGAGCUGCACUCCAACGGCAGGGUGAAGAUGUACAACAGCGGCAGUAAGCUGGUGAUCACCCAGAUCACGCCUGAGGACGACGCCAUGUACCAGUGUGUGGCCGAGAACUCGCAGGGUUCGCUGCUGGCAGUGGCACGGCUGGUUGUGGUCAUGUCGGAGGACCGUCCAAGCGCGCCCAGGAAUGUGCGGGCCGAGACCAUCUCCAGCUCAGCCAUCUUGCUGGCCUGGGAACGGCCACAGUACAACGCAGACAAAGUCAUUGCCUACUCCGUGCACUACACGAAGGUCGAGGGUCUGAAUAACGAGGAGUACCAGGCAGUCAUCGGUAACGACACCACCAGCUACAUUGUGGACGAGCUGGAGGCAGCAGGCAACUACAGCUUUUACAUCGUGGCCUACAUGCCCAUGGGCGCCAGCCGCAUGUCCGAGCCUGUCUGCCAACACACCCUGGAGGACGUUCCCUUGCGUACUCCGGAGCUGAGUCUGACGAGCCUGAGCCCCACUGACACCCUGGUGUCAUGGCGACCGCUGUCGGUGAAGGUGAGCCGCGGCUGCAUUCUGUCGUACCGGCUGUCCUUCCGCACUGCGCCGGACGAUCAGGUGACGGUGCUGGAAUUGCCGGGAGACAACGUGACUCAGCACCUGCUGCAGGAUCUCCAGCCGGACACCAUCUACCUGGUGCGCAUCGCCGCGGCAACCCGAGUAGGCUGGAGCCAGCCAUCCGCCUGGAGCUCCCACCGAACACCCAAGACCUCCAGCUCCACAGUUCCCCUGGCUCCAGUACUCCAGCUGCAGUCCAUCAACUGCACCUCCAUCUCUGUGCGCUGGCACCCAUCUCCUGGCAGUGCUGUUGCCCUGGGUUACCGCCUCUUCUAUCAUGAGGAGGGUCAGCCAGAAGGAGGCAGCCACCAGCUCCCAGCCGAGGACCAGCAAUACACCAUCACAGGCCUGGGCCCGAGAGAGAAGUACCAUGUGAAGCUGCUUGCCUUCAGUCAGAAUGGAGAUGGUUACCAGGCCGACCAGACGGUCAGCACACCAGGAUGCCCAUCUGCCCCUACACGCCGUGUGGCCACUGUCCCGCCCCCAGACCAUCUGACGGCCCAAUCCCAUAAUUCCUCAGGAGUGCUGCUGCGCUGGCGGCGCCCAGCGUUCGCGUCGGUCCGGCUGCUGAACUACACGGUCCGCGUCAGCCCCGUGGGCCCCCAGAACGCCUCCACGGUCCACUACACACACACUAGCAACCAGAGUCUGCUGGUCUCCGGUCUGAAGCCCAACACGCGCUAUGAGUUUGCCGUCCGUCUUCACCUGGACCAAGGGUCCAGUUCCUGGAGCCCUGCGGUCUACCAGAAGACACUGCCCGCAGCGCCCCAGCGCCCGCCGGGGUCCAUCCGAGUGCUGCUGAUCGAGGAGCGGACAGCGCUGGUGUCGUGGAGAGAGCCGGAGCAGGAGGGGGUGGUGGUGGGUCACUACACCCUCCUCUACGCAUCACACGCCGCCUGGCUAGCCGGGGAGUGGCAGAUCCUACAGCGGGAGGGAACCAACACGAUGGCUCUGUUAGAGAACCUGGAGCCAGGGAACAUCUACCUCAUCAAGAUCUCAGCAUCCAAUCAGGUUGGAGACGGACCCUUCUCCAGCGCCGUGGAACUGUCUGUACCGAGCCACCAGGGGAAGAUGCCCAGACACACACACGCUCGCUCAAAACCCACAGACUUGUCUGAUGGCCUCUACAGCAUUGACCAGCGCUCCAUGACAGGGAUCGUUGCUGGCGUGUGUAUCGCGUUGGCCUGCAUCGUCCUGUGUGUCUUCAUCCUGAUUAUCAAGAGCAGGGUCAGGAAGUCUGCACUCGAUAAACCUGCAAGGCGGCACUCUGGAGACACUGUGAUCUCACCUGCUGAUGGACAGCCAGAGAGUGCGGAGGUUCUGGUCCCUAUGAUGGGGAACCAUUUCAUCGACUCAAAGGGGGGGACUAAUCUGGUGAUAAACGCAGCGGGUCCGGUCAUCACUGUGGGUCAGAGCAAGGGCAGGAAGUGGAGCUUCUUCAUUAAAGAACAGAAUCAUCGAUCCAGGAAGGAGAAGCCUCACACGCGUGGGUGUGUGUACAAGGCAGGGACAACCUUGUUGAGGUACGAGGAGGAGCUGACGGUAGCCAAUCAGCAGCCUGUGUGUCUACGCCUGUCCUGUGGCCCGCUGGGAGACUCCGAGAGCUCGCACACCAGUGACGGCAGCCGCGAGACUGGAGACUCCGGACACUACUCCCACGAGGAGAGCAGUGAGUCGGCCGACACCUCACCGCCAGGCCCAGGAGCGCAAGAACAACAGGAGUGUCUGACGGAGGAGAUGUCUGGCGAGUGUGUGUCGGAGGAGUUGUCUGGCGAGUCUUUGUCGGAAGAGAUGUCUGGCGUGUGUGUGUCGAAGGAGAUGUCUGGCGUGUGUGUGUCGAAGGAGAUGUGCUGUACCGUGUCUAUGGACAGCACUGAGGGGACUAGCUGCGCCUCCACAGUCUUCCAGCAGAGGGCAGUGGUGGUGCAUGCAGGGAGCUCCUGCCACGGCCCCCCUCCCUCGACUCCUCCCCAGCACUGCUAGCCCUGCAGAUGGCACUGUGGUCCACUCUAAGACUGCAGGGGGCAGUCUUCCACAGUGCUGCUAGCCCCUGCUGGGCUCAAUCUAACCUCAGGAAAUGGCCACUCGUUAGUGGGUGGUGGGUUCAUGUAGCUUUAGACCCUCCCCAGGGGUCAGUCCACUUUAUUUCACCUCAUGGGGUGCCUUCGUCUCUCUGCUACUCUUCUCUUCCUCCCUACACUCGCCUAAUCUCCUUUUCUGCUCCUCUUCCUCCUCCCUCUCUUCCUCCUCUUCCUCCCUUUCAUCCUCCUCCUCCUCCUCCUCUACCUCUGCCUCAAGUGUUCAAGAAAAAGAGCACACGCUAAACUCUUGGCUCUGCAUCCUGCUGCUGCUGCUGAAUGUUGCCCAGCAGAUGACCGGGAGGUGGAGUUUAGAGAAAUCAUGAUGUGCAGUCUACUACAGAAGGCCUUUGGAUGAGUUUGUCUCACAGCAGAGUUUUUUCAUUAAAGUUGAAAGUGUGUGUUUGCAAGCCUGUCCUCUCCACCAGAUGCGUGCCUGGUUGUGGACGCUCUGUCACUGGACAACCUUGGAGCACAGAGCCCAGUCCACACCACGACGUAACGCGGAUCGGAGGGACUAGCCUGGAGUGUAUGUUUUAUACGUCUCACCAAAAAUGAAUGUCUCCAAAGAAUGUCACAAAUGUGAAGCUUUAUGAUGUGUGCUUUUACAGAGUUUAUGAGCAGGGCCGGGAGGCCUAUUAGCCCCUACCUGCUUAAAUGUCUACCUCAGGUUACCAUGGAAACAAAUGAAGCUAUGAUAUUGGUUAGGUGGUGUAUGUGGCGUGGGAUCAUCAGCAGUAUUCAUUAGUGUUUUCAUUGCUUCCUUGGUUACUGGCAUCAUUUUAAGGAAUGUUUGAUUGCCUAACCAAAGUCGUAUUUGAGCAUAUAAUUAAUAACGUGCCAUUUUCUGUUUGUUUUAUUUGUAACUUGUGAACUACAGAGACAUGUUUUUUUUCUCUGUAUGGGAGAUCCAGUUCUGUUUGUGUGAUUAUGUUGGUUGGGGCUUGUUUUAUCAAGUCUCAUGAUUAUGUUGGUUUGGGCUUGUUUUAUCAAGUCUCAUGUAGUGCUUUCUGUUGACGCUGUGUGCACGCUCCUUCAAAUAGAAGGUUGUGUGUUUUUUUUUUUUAUAAAGGGUGCCUGGAGUCAUUCAGACCCUCAUUUUGGCUUCAUCUAUUAUUUUGGUUAAGGGGAUUUGAUGUGAAUUUCAUUAUUGAUAAAUAUUUUGUAUUUGUAUUGUUGUCCAUUGUUUUGAACAAUAUGUAUCUUUUAAGUGGAAGGUUUCAGUUAUCGUAUAAUUUGGUGAUCUUUUCCCUAUUUUACUUUCAUCUUCUUCAAAAACAACCAAAAAUAGAUGUUCUGAGGUUUUCAGUUCAUCGAUCUUUUAAAGCUUUAAAUGAAGGCCUUACUGUUGAAGGUCGUGUUAUUUGAUUUAAAUAACUCUGAAUCCAAAGAAUGAAUGACAAGAAGCUACUCUGAUGUAGAAUAUGCCAAAAAACUGUUCCCUCCAAAGAUAUCUAUAUUUGUGCGUAUGUUGAAGUGCCAGAGGAAGCGGUAGACCUCCUGAAGUUACGACUUCCUUUAGGGCCAGGCCUGAGGGCUGAGUCCUGUUUCAUUUCUUUGCCUAGUGUUUUAGAUUGUAGAAACUAGUGGUGACAGAUGCUACCAUCCAAAGAGCUGCCUACUGCUACGCCAGAGGUUGGGCUUCCCUUGAUGAUAAUCCUUUGAGAGACACAAUGAGGGAGUGUCAAUCAUGCAGAGUAAUUGUGUCCACUCAUCUGUGUAAUAGAUAAAAUGAUGACGAUCACAGGAAAAACAGCAACACUUACAGUCAUGUCACCCGGCUCUGCUGGAAGGAAGCAUCUUUGCAGUAUUUUCUUGUGCUUCUUUACAGCAGUGUGUCCGUUUGGUUUGCAGAGGAUCCGGGCGACCUUUGGUGUGCAGUGCAGCAAAAUCAGUUUUAUAUACACUUUUAGAGACACCAUAAUCUAUACCAAAGAUUCAGUGGUCGCCACAACGUGUUGUGUGUAUUCAUUUGGCUUAGAACAUUUUCACAUAUCUAUAUCUAAGAACGUUUUUGACUGCUAAAUUGUAUUUGUUUUUGAAAAGUGUUUCUGAUCAUAUGUUGCCCAAAGAGUUCUGUUGCCAAUAUCAUGAAAUUUGAAUGUACAAAUGGAAUGCAGUACCAGGUUCUGAUCUGUGAACCCCUUUUCUGUUCAUUUUUGCAUUUUUAUUUUAUUCAUUUGAGUGUGGUUUUCUGCAUGAUAUGAAAUGCCUCCCUUGGUUUCCUCCAGUGCUGUUUGCCCCUGCUGAGGGCCCCGGGGCAGUUUGGGCCCUAGGGCAUAACUCUGGAGGGCCCCCAGCUCUUGAAAGGGGCAAACAGCACUCCUAUCACUGUUAUUAUUUAAGACUGCAGCGCGGCGUGGUCUCCUGUCAUUGUUAUUGUUCACGAUUGCUUGUGUCUCUUGUUUGUUUUCCUGUAUUUUGUCUGAAAGCAUUUCUCCACAAACCAAUUUUUCUAAGCAAGAAUUUACACAAUUGAUGCAUUGGUGUAUUGUAUAUGAAGUUGUUGUAUCAGAA
Molecule: messenger RNA, 6296 nt
Organism: Alosa alosa (allis shad)
Lineage: Eukaryota; Metazoa; Chordata; Actinopteri; Clupeiformes; Clupeidae
Gene: prtgb
Product: protogenin homolog b (Gallus gallus)
Exons: 19
Coding region: 34-3684 (1216 amino acids)
Biological process (GO): axon guidance; cell-cell adhesion
Cellular component (GO): axon; plasma membrane
Molecular function (GO): protein binding
Source: RefSeq, a predicted model, not a curated record